AUGACGGUUCGGAUGUGGGUGGAGGCCGCAGGCAUCGUCGACUUGCCGUCGCUGCUUGUGGCGGCGUCGCGCGGCGACGUGCACCGCGAGCUGCGGGGCGCGGGCGUGAGCAAGCUUGGGCAGCGCCAGAAGCUGUCGGCGCUGGUCGCGCCACACUGGGAGGCGCUCGCCCUCAAGGAGCGCGGCAACGAGGCGUACCGCGAGUCGCGCUUCGAGGCGGCCGCAGGGGCGUACAGCCGCGCGCUCGCGGUGUUGCCGUGCGCGUACACCGACCUGGCGCUCGCUUGCUACUCCAACCGCGCAGCGCAGCAGAUGCGCGAGCCCGAGGCGGCGCUCGCAGACACGCUCCACGUCUUGCGGUACGACCCGGCCAACCCGAAGGCGGUGGCGCGCCGCAGGGUCUACGAGCAAGCGUUGCAGGGCGCGUGA
Emiliania huxleyi CCMP1516 is the source of this 429-nucleotide messenger RNA. RefSeq lists its product as hypothetical. Gene Ontology annotation, cellular component: cytosol; mitochondrion. Gene Ontology annotation, molecular function: heat shock protein binding. The transcript is spliced from 6 exons. NCBI's taxonomy places the organism in Eukaryota, Haptophyta, Isochrysidales, Noelaerhabdaceae. The coding region runs from base 1 to 429 and encodes 142 amino acids. The record is from RefSeq and is a predicted model, not a curated record.